AUGGGACACUUGGAAACAAUUUCCCAUCUCAAACCCAUUCAUUUUCGCUCUUCUUCUUUCCAUGCUCUCUGUCUCCUUGCAUUCAUCGUUUUCGUCUUCAACCAACCGUCUAAUAAACCGAUUACCCAUCGUGUCGGGUUAGGGCUCACUUCAAAUUACACUUUCAAGGUCCCAGAACCCACUGAUUGUUCUGGGCUGAAUCAACACAAAGGUUUUGAAAACCAAUGUGAGUUCUUGAAAGCUAACCCCCAAUGUGAUGAAGAUGGCUUCUUUUAUUAUCUGGAGUUUUUCUACUGUGAUUGUCAAAAUUAUGCUGCUUUUGGUUACAUGAUUCUUGUCAUAUGGUUAGCUGCCCUGUUUUAUCUUCUGGGGAAUACCUCUGCAGAUUAUUUCUGUUCUUGUCUUGAAAAAUUGUCUAAUGUAUUGAGGUUGGCACCAACUGUAGCAGGGGUAACCUUGCUUCCAUUAGGAAAUGGUGCCCCUGAUGUCUUUUCUAGCAUUGCUGCUUUUGUGGGUACCGAUAAUGGCGAUGUCGGACUCAAUAGUAUCUCCGGUGGAGCCGUUUUUGUCAUUUGUGUUGUCGUGGGCACGAUUUCGCUCUGCGUGGCUGGUCAAGGCGUGACCAUCGACCGGAAAUGCUUCGUCAGAGAUGUGUCUGCAUUUCUGUUUGCUAUUGUGUCUCUUGCUGUUAUCUUGUUUGUGGGUGAGGUUAAUGUAGGUGGCGCGAUUGCCUUUGUGUCCAUCUAUGUUUUCUAUGCGACGUUUGUGGCCGCUACUGAAAUCUUGCGAAAAAGGAAUGGAGCUUUUAAGUUAGACGAGUAUGCACCAUUGUUACCUCUUGCAACCGCCCCAGAAAUUAGCGAUUUUCGAUCUAUUCACAUGCUGCUUUCGGACACAGAAGACGUUCCACAUCUUGUGGAAUCGAAGGUUCCACAUUGGAUGUGGGGAACAACUGUGGCAAUCUAUUCGGAUAGCCCGAAACCCAUAUGGGGUUGGAUUGAUGGGGAGACACCAAAUCGGAGUUCGGGUUUCUUGUUUUGGUGUUCCAAGUUGUUCACAUGGUUAGAGUUUCCUUUAAUGCUAUCAAGAAGGUUAACCAUUCCUAUUAUAGAAGAAGAUAGAUGGUCAAAAGGUUAUGCGGUGGCCAGCGUCACUUUGGCACCGUUACUAGUGGCUUUCGUUUGGAACAGUCACCAGGACCCGGAUGGCGGUCAAUUGGGCGAAAACCUGAUCUAUAUAGGCGGUGCGGUUCUUGGGUGUUCGCUUGGUUUUGCUGCAUAUAUGUGCACUAGUUGCGACCACCCGCCACAGAAGAUGUUGCUUCCUUGGGUUCUAGGAGGGUUCCUUAUGAGCAUCAUUUGGUUCUGUAUGGUUGCAGAUGAGCUAGUUGCUCUUCUGGUUGCAUUCGGUUACAUCUUUAGGGUGAGCCCAUCGAUUCUUGGGUUAACGGUGUUGGCAUGGGGGAACUCGAUGGGUGAUUUGAUGUCGAAUGUUGCACUUGCAUUGAAUGGAGCGGAUGGUGUGCAGAUAGCAAUAUCAGGAUGCUAUGCUGGGCCAAUGUUCAACGUACUCGUGGGUUUGGGGAUUUCAAUGUUGAUUGGAUCGUGGUCAAAACGACCCGAGGCUUACAUAAUGUCUCGUGAUAGCGGUUUGUUUUGUAAUAUGGGGUUUAUCAUAAUCGGGCUCGUUUGGUCGCUGGUCGUGUUGCCGAAAAACCAAAUGCAACCUAACAAGUUAUUGGGGAUGGGGCUUAUUGGCAUUUACUGUGUGUUUUUGUGUUUGAGAAUAGGGAUGGCCGUCGUGAAUGCAACGAUUUAAAGCAGACUUGUAACCAGUGGUCUAAUUCUUGUGGUGUGUUGUUGUACAGAUGUGCAUAAUUAACACGAGAAAAGGUUGUUUAGUAGU
Messenger RNA from Cynara cardunculus var. scolymus (artichoke), 1905 nucleotides. Its product is annotated as cation/calcium exchanger 4-like. Bases 1 to 1818 code for a protein of 605 amino acids. The transcript has a single exon. Lineage: Eukaryota; Viridiplantae; Streptophyta; Magnoliopsida; Asterales; Asteraceae. The record is from RefSeq and is a predicted model, not a curated record. Gene Ontology annotation, molecular function: monoatomic cation transmembrane transporter activity. Gene Ontology annotation, biological process: transmembrane transport; monoatomic cation transport. Gene Ontology annotation, cellular component: membrane.